Messenger RNA from Mugil cephalus (flathead mullet), 2152 nucleotides. RefSeq lists its product as uncharacterized. Bases 572 to 1342 code for a protein of 256 amino acids. The transcript is spliced from 5 exons. Lineage: Eukaryota; Metazoa; Chordata; Actinopteri; Mugiliformes; Mugilidae. The record is from RefSeq and is a predicted model, not a curated record.
GGCAAUCCAAGCACUUUCACUUUGAGCGGAGCCUCUGUCUGAGCUGGGGAUACACACAGAGUGACCAGAGCGCACGCAGGAGGAGGAGGAGACCAGUGUCUCCGCCACUUUAUCCAUUAACCACUUUCAAAGGACAGAGGAGUGGUUCAAAUUAAGCUGUUCAGGGAAAAUUCCAGGUCAGCGGCGAGGGGAAAGAAAAGGGAAAGGGAAAGGGAGAACACAUUGUAAAAAAAAAAAAGAAGAAGAAAACUGACAAAAGCUUUGAAAGGAAAAGCACUGCAGCCACUCAGGCUUAAGUGGGAAAAUCCAAAGUGAGAGAGCAUGGAAGCGCAAGAUGACAAAUGAGGCAUUUUUUGGAAAGUACCAAAGGAACCCGCAUGGAAGGAUUGUAUAAGGGAUGUCAGCAAGACGACUAACUAUCAAGCAGAAAAGGAGAAGAAAACAGCAGCGUACUCUGUCAAGAAACCACAGAGGAAACUUUGCCCUUCACAGACUGACACAGAAAUGUCUGCAGAGUGAUUGCUAUCAACGAGAGAAAUGGAGACAUGUCCAUUCUUAGAAAGAUAAAAGGAUGUCACUGUCAGCUAUACUCCUGUUAUCACUUCUAACUGUCGAAUGUGGUGGAUGUGGCUUUGACUUGGAAGGCGUCAGAAAUAUUAAGUCAACCAUUGACUCUAAUCCCACUGGAUUUCGGACAGUAUUCCCCAAAGAUUACUAUGUAGUGCAUCGAUUCACCAGAAGCAUGCUGUGUGACACUGAUCCGUGUUGUGUGUUCCCUGCUGCAGUAGUCCUCCUUGAUUCCUGGCAUGUCCUCCUCAGAAACCUCUGGGACGAACACUUAAAUCACUCCUUAAUCCUCGAUCUAAAGCAGACACUGGAUACAAUCAUCAGAAAGAACAGAAAUACAGAGAGGUUCCAGGAGGAGACAGACCUAACAGACUUCCCAACAUUAUCCUCCUCUCCAGAAGAACUCCUGAAGCUAACGUCAGAACUUUUUAGUAAAUGGCUUGAAGUGGGCUGCAUGCCUUUAAUUGAAACCUGCACCCUGCCCACCUUGCCCCCCUCUGUUGAAAGGAAGGACUAUGGCCCAUCGAGGGCCAGACUCUUGACCACCCGAGCUAUUAGCAACAAGGAGGAAGAAGAAGAAGAAAAAGAAGAAGAAGUAGAAGAAGAAGAAGAAGAAGUAGAAAAAGAAGAAGAAGAAGUAGAAGAAGAAGGACAGCCCGACAAGAUGAUAGACUUUACACAGCCUGUACUCAAUGGCGGUCCUCUACCCCGAACAUAUUCUGCUUUUGUCUGGAGCCCAUUGCUGUUCAGACUUUACUGGUGGUUUCUGCCAUAGUCACUAAAGGGAUCUUCUUCUUUGAUUGAGGAUGCACACAAAAUGCAAGACUUUCCCUGGCACUGAAUGAUUGUUUUCUUGUAUUUGUGUCUGUGUGUUUUAAUGCAGGAAGCUUUGUUAAUAUGAAGUGACAUGCGCAGGUUGCAUUUAAUGUCCAAAAUGGGUCCACUGUCCAACAGUGCUCCGUGGCAGACAUCACAGAUAUAAUCUCAUAGCCACUUUCUCUAGAGGAAGCCACGAGCUCCAGCUAGCUAUGUUCUUCAUGCUAAUAAGAGAUAAAUGUCAAGCUAGCCAGUGCACAUACGCCGUCGUCUGUGUGGAUUUCAUCACUGUUUACAAUGAAUGUUAAAGAAAGGUUUUUACAGUCUGUGGGUGUUUACUUUUGUACAUAGAUGUAAAUUAAAGACAUUUACAUAUGCAGUAGUUGGUUUAACUCGGACACAUCACAUCGUCGCUAAGCUAUAUUUAUUUUGGUCUGUAUUUGUUUGGCAUUCUAGGUGGAAAUGUACAGUUACAAGUAAACUUAUACUUCAUUUGAUUUAAGAUAACUGCUGCUUCUACUGCUAUUUCACAUGGAAAUAUUGUACUUUUUCUCCACAUUUAUCUGACAGUAAAUGCCUUCUCUACAGAUGUGAUGAAUAUUUGUUUUAAGCUGAAAGACAAGACAUUUUAUGAAGUCAUUACACUCAGCCCCACCUCCAACCAGCUGCAACAGUAAAAUGAAAUGGGUACUUUUGCUUUUGUUAUCCUGCAUAGCUGUUGUUGUACCUCUACAGUGUGUUAUUGGUGCAGUAAAAAGUGUUUACUCCA